Molecule: messenger RNA, 4022 nt
Organism: Periophthalmus magnuspinnatus
Lineage: Eukaryota; Metazoa; Chordata; Actinopteri; Gobiiformes; Gobiidae
Gene: nfe2l3
Product: nfe2 like bZIP transcription factor 3
Exons: 5
Coding region: 376-2238 (620 amino acids)
Biological process (GO): regulation of transcription by RNA polymerase II
Cellular component (GO): nucleus
Molecular function (GO): DNA-binding transcription factor activity, RNA polymerase II-specific; RNA polymerase II cis-regulatory region sequence-specific DNA binding
Source: RefSeq, a predicted model, not a curated record
CCCACACUAGCAUCACAGACGGCUAACGGCAUCCAGCUACUAUAACAAUCAUUAUAUUAAUAUUUAGUAUAGUUAGAGGAUAUUUCUCAAACUUUAUUCAUCAGAUAUAUCCGUGUCUAUUGUAAGGUGUUAUGCAAUAUGUUUUCCGACAUGUUUGCGUGAAGAUAUCCCCGUUAACCGGUUAAUUGUAGCCGAUAGCUGAGUGCUAGCAGCUAACUCGGCUAACGCUGCUGUCGCCGGCUCGAGCGGACCUCUUUGUCUGACAGGGGAAGGCGUGCUCUUUUGUUAAGCUUUCCCUUUGUCCAUUUUUGGGUGAAGAGGGAAUAGUUUGCCCAGGAUUUCGCCAUUAAUAACCGUUUUCGGGCUAUUUAGAAGAUGCAAUUCGCGAAAAAAUACUUUACAGACGGCCUGAUUCAGUUGACCAUCUUGCUGAGUUUGAUUGGAGUUCGCGUGGACAUCGACAGCUACUUAAACGGAUAUUAUUCCCCGCUGAUAGAGAUUAACUUGGGUCCGAGCUCAGCCUACACCCAGACACCCUUCCACAGCUUACGGGACACUUUAGACGGGUACAGCGUCCAUCCGAAGUGUCCAGAGUUGGACUAUUUCUUUGCCAGUCGGCGCUUGCUGGAUGAGGUGCGAUCACUGGGCUCUCCGCGGUUCCCGUCGCCGCAGCUGAACGCAUGGCUGGUGCAUCAGGUCACCGCCCCGGACAAGGCCGAGUGCGGGCAGCCGUCACAGAAUAGCGGUACCGAAGACAGCACCAGCACCGAGCUCCAGGACGGGCAGCAGGAGGGGGUCAAUGGCCGAGAACACCUACCUGACUGUGGGCAGGAGGGGGACGGUGCAGUGGGAGCUGGGCCCUGUACCACUGGAGCCUGUGCGGUUCCUAAAGAGAUUCAUAAUGAUGAGCUGAAGAUCAAAGAGGAGGAUGAGCCUGUGUCUCUCACCCACUUGGCCCACAGCUCCACUCUGGAGCAGGAGUCUCUCCUCGGGGGUGUUGGAGCUCUGUCACAUCCCUCAGGCUUCCUUGGACCUUCUGCUGACACUGACCAGUCCUGGAGCCAGCUCCUGCACCUGUCUGUCAGCGACCUGGAGGACCUGGACUCUCUGGUCAACGCUCGUCUCCCUGAACUGGACACAGACCUGUCGAGUGCUCUCCAAGCGGACAUGUGCCUGGAGGACAUCACCCUGCAGGACACCAUCAUGUCCCCGCCCACAGCACCACAGCACACAGACCCCUCCUCCCCUGGUCUGGCUCCGGGCCUGGCCGCUCUGCCCUUUGCCUCUGUGUGUAACUUCACUGGGGGCUCAUCUCAGGGCCUAGGGGACGGCCUCGAUGAGGCAGUGUUUGAGCAGAUAAACCAGCUGGGGUUGGAAGGACUGGAGACCAUGGACCAGCAGCUGCUCAGCUGCUUGGACCCUCAGCUUUUGGAGGACUUUGACUCAGACUCAGGCCUGUCCCUGGAGAGCAGCUCCGGAGGGCCCCUCUCUCCAGGCUCGUCUGAGAUGUCCUCCUCGUCCUCCUCUCUGUGUGAGGAGGAGUGUGGAGCCACAGGCUACAGUAGUGAAGUGGACUCGAAGAGCCUCCUGGAGCACCGCCCCUGGUCUCCUAUAGACCUGAGUGAGAGCGUGUGGCAUGACCACAGCUACUCCUCCCCUCUCCCCAUCACCUACCCCCACAAAGGCAUUAAAGAGGAGCCUCUGAGCGAGGAGGAGGAGUAUGGUUUGGAGGAGCGCGAGCUAAGCCGGGAUGAGGUGCGCGCCCGGGCCAUGUGCCUGCCCUUCUCCGUGCUGCAGAUUGUCAACAUGCCCGUGGAGGAGUUUCUGGAGGUGCUGGACAGUCACGGCUUCUCCAGCGAGCAAGUCACUCUGCUCAGGGACAUCCGCAGACGGGGCAAGAACAAGUUGGCUGCUCAGAACUGCCGUAAGCGCAAACUGGACGCCAUCACAGGGCUGCAGGAGGAGGUGUCCCGUCUCCAGGCACAGAGGGAGCGGCUGCUACGGGACAAACGCCUCACAGCCAAAACCAUGUGUGCUGUGGGCCAGCAGAUCCAACAGCUCACCAGAGAUGUGUUGUCCAGGCUCAGAGACCCUCUGGGACAGCCCCUCACCCCAGACAGGUACUCCCUCCAGUGUGGGGCCAACGGCAAGGUGGUGUUGGUGCCCGCCCGCAGGCCCACUGUGUCAGGGGCCACAGGGAACAAGACAGACAAACGCAAGAAGGCCAAGAAGCAGUGACUGAGAUAAGCCUGUGAGCCUGAGCUUUCUCUGCUAUUGUAUGGAUGACCUCUGCAGGGAGCCCCCAAUAAACAGGACUAAGUCAAAUGUAGCCUAUAUACAUGACAUGGGUAUGGGCGUGUGUCCACUGAAGUGGGACAGCCAUACAGGACCACGGUUCAUAACAGGGUUUCACAGUAAACUUUAGCAAAGUUGUGAUCUGAAAAUGGUGUGUGUCGAUGCUGCUGUAUGAUCUAAACUCGGUCACAUUUCCUCUGUAAAGCUCCAUGUCCCUUCUCCAAACCUGCACCUCUCUAACUUCACACAAUCCUCAUGUACUGAUUUGAUUCAGUCUUUCAUACUUUUUUUUUUAGUUUUCUGUCUUGUCUGUAUUACAUUGUUCACUGUUUCAAAUUCAGACCACACAAAGUGUCUCCCAAAUGGUACCAACCUCCAAAUACUGAGCCAUACUGUACCAAGCAGUGGGGGUGUGUCUAGUCAAAACUACUCAAAUUCCCCAAUGCUCCCAUGUCUUUUACACACUGGACUUCUUGAACUGUGGCUAUCCAGAGAAGGACCACUGCUCAGAAACCUGCUCAUGGCGAAGCAGAGCACUCGACCAGGGGCAGGUAGAGCAGAUUCUUCCAAAGUAGAACAAAUAUUUAUUCUCAAAGUCCAUGGAUCAUUAUUCUAUGGCCAUGAGUAUUUGACCAGGUGUGUGUGGAACUUUAAAUACAGGUCAAAUAUGUCUACUUUCAGAUGAGGAAGGGUUUCUGUAGUGCUGGGGUUGAUUUUGUUUGUUUGUUGCCUUGGUGACUGACAUACAUUAUACCAAUGCCUUAACUCUCAUAUUUCAUGUUUGGUUUUAUGUGAGUGUAAUGUUUGGACAGGUAAUAUUACAGCAACAAUAUUAUGUUUAAAAUGACUUUAAAGGGCCCAUAUUACGCUAUAUUCUGAUCUAUGAUAUAAUGUUGUUUACUCAUCAAAAACGUCCCAGGAGUUGUCUCGUUUCAUUUACAUGUUUAACAGACAAACCCUGCAUACUUGGGCUAUAUCACAAGGUGGAACAGACUGUUAUGUGGUAAUACAAAAAGUACUCCACUGUGUUUUUUUUUAACUCCAUACAUCUUUGCUAGUAUCAUUUGGAUUGUUUCUCUACUGAAAAAAGAUAAAAGGUAGCUGUUAAGUUGAAAGCUACUACUAUAUGAUAUCACAAGGUGGAGUGGGGCAUUUGAGGUUGGGGGAAGAUGACGGCCUAUUAACGCAGGAUUACUUAAACGUGUGAAUGAAACAAAACACAGCACCAGGUAUGUUUUUGAGGAGCUAACAUAACUACUAAAAACUGACAAAAGUUAGUUUUGUGUAAUAGGACCUUUUAAAAUGACUAAGCAUCACUUUUGCUCUAGCCCCUUAGUACAAGUUCUACCUCAUGCUUGAGUUGGAAAAACAAUAAUUUGGAGUUAAAAAAAAAAAAAAAAAGCCUAAAAGGAAUGCAAUCGCCGCUAUUUAAAUUGGAUUGUUGGCCCUUUGCAAGUUAACAAUUUUAAUUUUGGAACACUUCAGUAAAUUAUAGAAGACAGUCCCUCAUUAAGAGUGGCCUUUUCUGGUCCUUGAAGUGUGUUUAAUUUAAUAUUGUUUGAUCGUACAUGAUUCCUUUGUUUAUAUUAUGGGUUUGAAAGUUUUUUCUAUGUUGCUUUGGAACUGUUUGACUGCAUGGUGAUUGUUGAAUGUUGCUAGUAUGGUUUGGCUUCUAGGGCAAUGAUGUUGUUUCUGAUGAAAAAUAAAAAUGCCUUUUUUCUGGUCUA